This is a messenger RNA of [Torrubiella] hemipterigena, 2757 nucleotides long. Lineage: Eukaryota; Fungi; Ascomycota; Sordariomycetes; Hypocreales; Clavicipitaceae. The record is from the annotation of a GenBank genome assembly.
GGCCUCACACAGCACCUGGCGCACCCCUCCCCCCCGGGGCUGUCUAUCCUUGUCACGCUCGUUUUUAGCACCAGAUUACAGGGAGAUCAGCCCGUUUUUCCCUUUCUGUGGGAGUCCUUUGGCGCCGCUAGGUUGGGCUCAUGCCACCGCCCGUCUUAAUCUGUGUGUCCGUGUCGGCCAAGUUUGCCGGAGCAGGGCCGCCUUUGGCUUUGUCGACAGCCCGAUUCGUCAUUCUCCUCGCUCUUAUACAGACCAGUGUCCACCCUCCUUCCCUUUCCUCACCCCAUUACUCUCUCUUGGUACAAACCGUCUCUAAUUCUCCCCUUCACGCCUCUCUCCUCUAUAUCUAUACGACCUGGCACGACAUCUACAAAGAAACAUCCAUUGCCUUUACGUCCGCCUUCCUCUUGUAGACACACUACGCUUUCGAACCACCAACCGCAUCCUGGCCGCUAGAAACCACUUUGACCACCCUUCCACAGCCAGCUACGACGUCAUUUGUUGAAUACGGCUUUCUUGUUCAGCAUUUUGCUUGAAUACUCUACACACAGACGCAUACUUUCUUCACAAUUGCCAUCAUGCGCCGAACAACGCCAGAACCCGGCGCCUCUCGGCGUCUAGCCUCUCGCGGCUCCAAAUCGAAGCCGACAUUCCCAGCCCAACAGAUGUUUGUUCUUGCCUGCUGCAGAAUAUGCGAACCCAUCGCCUUUAUGUCGAUCUUUCCCUAUGUUUCAGAGAUGAUCAAGAGCUUCAACAUGACAGAUAACGAAAGCCAAGUCGCCCUCUAUGCAGGUAUGAUUACUUCGGCCUUUACACUAGCAGAGUUCAGCACCGGUUUUCUUUGGGGCAAGAUGAGUGACCGCGUGGGCCGCAAGCCCAUUCUUCUCUGUGGACUCAUUGGAACUGCCAUUAGCGUUUUGCUCUUUGGCUUUGCCAAGAACUUUUACCUUGCACUCUUUGCUCGUGCUCUGGGAGGAUUGCUCAAUGGCAACAUUGGCGUUCUCCAAACAACAGUUGCAGAACUUGUGACUGUGCGAGAGCAUCAGCCACGCGCAUAUACCAUCAUGCCCAUGGUUUGGUGCAUCGGUUCUGUACUUGGUCCCGUCAUCGGAGGCGCUCUAGCAAACCCGUGCAAAAGCUUCUCGAAUAUCUUCCCGACAGGUACACUAUGGGAACAAUACCCAUUUUUACUGCCGAAUCUCUUUAGCGCCUUCAUGGUACUGGUCGGUGUCACCGUUGGCCUGCUCUUCCUCGACGAGACGCACCCGGAUAAGAAACUGCAACGCGACCCAUGCCGCGACGCUGGCCGGCGCCUGGCUGCCUUUUUCCAAAAGAAUAGCUCUUGCAACUGGCGCAAUACUGAGAAACAGGGCCUCUUAGAGGACAACCGACUCUGCGGCUACGAUACUACCGAUUCAAUGUCUGAUAGCGACGAGCCUCUACCAAGAUACCAGAGCCACGAAAGUUCGCCACUCCUGGCUCCUCAGGAAGAUUCCGAGCAGAUGAUUGAUGGUGAAGUUUUGGCUGAUAGCGAGCCUGCACCCCAAGUAAUCUUCACCAAGCCCGUCAUCUUGAACAUUGUGUCGUACGGCAUCCUUGCUUUCCAUACCAUGACAUUCGAUCAACUCUUCCCCGUAUUUCUCGAAAUGGCGCCGCCCAAGACCCCUGUCUACGAAUUGCCAUUCAAAUUUGUCGUCGGCCUUCAAUACAGUACUGCAACUGUCGGUGUCAUCAUUGCGGUCCAAGGCGCUUACUCACUUUUUUCAAACUACGUCCUAGUUGCACCAGCCACUCGCCGAUUCGGCUCGCUCCGACUCUUUAGAAUGCUUGCCUUUUCUUAUUUCAUGCUGUACUUCGUCACACCGUACAUCGUCAUUCUACCAACCAAACUUGUGAUGCCGGCCGUCUACAUUUUGGUUAUUUGGAAGUGCACCUACGCGACGAUGGCCUACCCAAACAACGCCAUCCUAUUGGCCAACAGCGCCUCUUCAAGAAAAGUUCUCGGAACAAUCAACGGAGCUGCUGCUUCCACUGCAAGCCUGUGCCGUGCUUUGGGUCCCCUUGUCUCUGGAGUCUUCUACUCAUUGGGCCUAUCGAGCGGUUACUCUGGCCUUGCUUGGUGGGUAAACGGACUCGUCAGCAUUGGCGGUGCUAUCUUGACCCUGUACAUUGCCGACACUCCUCUUGGAUCGGCAACCUGCGACGAUGACGACGAACUUGUCUUGGAGGACGACAGCGAAAGCGACAACCAAGUAUAAAGACUUGGUAUAUUCUGACGACUUGACGAUACACAUUCUAUUCUCUUCAUUAGCAGGCCGGGAGCCUAUCCUUAUUACUGCAUCCACGACCAAAUAGCCGACAUGAUAUUUUGCAUGUCUGCCAAUUAGGACGGGAUUCUUGAACCCUACUGAAAGGGUUCUCUUUUUUUUCUUGUCAUUUUGCUUUCGAGAUUUUUCGGCUAGAGAAACGGGUGCAACUCCGGCUAGCGAAGCAAGAGGUUGGUCGGGACCACCUCAAACGUUGUUUUUUUGGGGGGGGUUACGGUUCUGCGAAAGUGAUAGAGAGAAGGGCUGCGCAGAAUCCAUGUAAUACUUGGCAAGAUUCCCUUUUUCUAUUUUCUUGGAUAUACUCGGACGGGAAAGCCUCCGGGCCUAUUGUUUUAUUAUUAUUAUAUUGCGUUUAUGUAGCAGCGUUGGAGUAGGAUUGAUCCAGAAUACUGCUCGCAAGGGCAACCAAUAUUAAGCAAAAUAUCUCAUC